Phlebotomus papatasi is the source of this 2226-nucleotide messenger RNA. RefSeq names its product SKI family transcriptional corepressor 2 (gene fuss). The coding region runs from base 819 to 2054 and encodes 411 amino acids. Gene Ontology annotation, molecular function: SMAD binding; RNA polymerase II cis-regulatory region sequence-specific DNA binding; DNA-binding transcription factor activity, RNA polymerase II-specific. Gene Ontology annotation, biological process: negative regulation of transcription by RNA polymerase II; negative regulation of BMP signaling pathway. The transcript is spliced from 4 exons. The record is from RefSeq and is a predicted model, not a curated record. Gene Ontology annotation, cellular component: transcription regulator complex; nucleus. NCBI's taxonomy places the organism in Eukaryota, Metazoa, Arthropoda, Insecta, Diptera, Psychodidae.
CAAAAAUGACCAAAGUGUUAUGCAUUGAAGGGUUUGGGUUAUAAGGUAAUGAAAUGGUGGCACCCCCUCUUUUUUUAUUUUGUUAUUAAAAUCACAAUUUCCAAUUAAUUUGAUGAACUCAAUGACAUUAGCAAGAAGUGAGGGGUGAAUGUGAGAAAGCCACAAUCAAAUAUUGAACUGAUGGUAAUUCAAUAUAGUUCCCUUUUUUUUAUUUUAUUAUUUAAUUUUUGUUGUCGGUAUGUUAUGUGUGUUUUUUUUGGGAAGGGGGGGGGAGGGUAGGUUGUCGCACGCACAGCCAAAAGAUCACGACUUAAUUAUCGUUGACACCAAAUAUAGAAAAGGGACAAUUUUUGUAGGUUUCGUUUUUGUUUGAGGGCGGGAAAGGAGCGCAAUCGAUACGCCGAACACUAGGCAAAAUCGUCACCGCCCUUUGAUGCCUGUUGCGGCCCACCAGGGGCAAUCCUAAACUCCGCCCAUUUUCAUCUCUUCCAGCAAAUCACACUCGAAAGUACUCAACCUCAGUUUUGUCCUGAAUCUCCUCGCGACGUCACAAUUGUCACUUUUUCCCAGAUUUCAAAGGAAUCUGCAGUUAAAAAAAGAAAUUUUCGGGGUGUUUUUUAUCCGAUUUACGGGUCAGUGCAUUGCUCCUGUAGUUAUGUGAAAUCAGUGCAAAAUUUCCAAAAAGGUGUUUCAAGUGUUUCAAGUGAUUUAGAUCAGUGAUUCUUUUCGCUGGAAAAACUCCUAAAUAGCUCAAAUUUGUUUUUCCAAUUUGUGGGCAAUGGACUAAAAAAGAAAUUUAAAAUAAAUUAUAAAAGAAAAUGGAUAGCACAGGAAAACGACCUCAGGCGCCACAAUCGCCAAUUUCCAAUCAAAUCCAAUUGCAAACAUCCACACAACAGCCCAAGGCUAAUCAGGUGGGUACGGUUCUGCUGUAUGGUAUCCCCAUUGUGUCCCUGUUCAUUGAGGCACAGGAACGUCUGUGCCUGGCCCAGAUCAGCAAUACCCUCCUCAAACAAUUCAGUUACAACGAGAUCCACAAUCGUCGUGUUGCCUUGGGCAUUACCUGUGUCCAGUGCACACCGGUUCAGCUGGAGAUCCUUCGGAGGGCCGGUGCUAUGCCCGUAUCAUCUCGGCGAUGUGGCAUGAUAACCCGACGUGAAGCUGAGAGACUGUGUAAGUCCUUUCUCGGUGACAAUAGUCCACCGCGCCUACCCGAUGACUUUGCCUUUACGGUUCACCAUGAAUGCGCCUGGGGUUGCCGUGGUAGCUUCCUACCGGCCAGAUACAAUUCAUCUCGCGCCAAAUGUAUCAAGUGCGCCUUCUGUGGACUCUUCUUCUCCCCCAAUAAGUUCAUCUUCCACUCUCAUCGACUGUCACCUCAAGAUAAAUAUGUUCAGCCAGAUGCGGCCAAUUUUAACUCUUGGCGCCGUCACAUGAGACUAUCCGGAACACCACCUGAGGAGGUUAUUCAUGCCUGGGAGGAUGUUAAGGCAAUGUUCAAUGGUGGCACACGAAAACGUUUAAUGCCAGCUCCGGCUCACAGUCCAAAGCGCCCAAAGGCUCCAACGCCACCACCAGCUGCACCAGCUGACGUCACAGCUGCACCCCCAUUUGCACGAACCCUGAUGAUGGACUGGCAGUGGCCACCAAAAGCACCACCCUUCCAUUUACCAUCGUACGCCCUCCAUGGCUGGCUCAAGCGUCCCAGUGCUCUCCUCUUCCACCAUGCGGCCGCAGCGGCCCCUCCACCGCCGAAGGGACUCCUCUGUGCUGCCGCUACAUCGGCCUUUAGACCCGUGGCGCCACCUCCUGCCCUUAAAGAACCACUAAGCUCAGACGAUGAAAUGGUUGACAUUGAAUCCACUGAGGAUGAUAACUCAGAACAUCAAGGACCUCUAGCACCGAAAGUGGACGCAGCCACGGUACUCUCUUCACUGCUAGGUGGCGCUGAUAACAACAACACACAUUCAGCCGUCGAUCACAAUGCACGCAAUGAAUGUUUAUGGAGUGUAGCGCGGCUAUCAGAGCCGACGCCACCAGUCAAAUAUCCUUGAAUAAAUCUUUCCAAUAUCAACCCAUCCCCAUACCAACCCUCUCCCCCCACCACCAACCACCAUGCAAUUGUAAAUAGAUUAAGCGCUGAAUAAACAAUUUCUGAAAAAUCAAUGAUGAUCCUUUGAUCCGAUCUUCUUGAUUUUCUGCUUGUGAUUUUUUUACGGUAUUCAA